Messenger RNA from Dunckerocampus dactyliophorus (ringed pipefish), 3170 nucleotides. It is a transcript of the gene tbck, whose product is annotated as TBC1 domain containing kinase. Lineage: Eukaryota; Metazoa; Chordata; Actinopteri; Syngnathiformes; Syngnathidae. The transcript is spliced from 26 exons. The record is from RefSeq and is a predicted model, not a curated record. Gene Ontology annotation, biological process: protein phosphorylation; activation of GTPase activity. Gene Ontology annotation, molecular function: protein kinase activity; GTPase activator activity; ATP binding. Bases 148 to 2811 code for a protein of 887 amino acids.
UUCACUCAGUUGCGUCCACAGUUAGCUUCCACAGUUAGCUUUAAGAUGGGUUUCAUAUAGGAAAACAAAAUAGUAACCGGUUAUUCAUGCUUCUCGGACUGACAGGCCCCUUUCUCGCCAAGCGAGAGUAGCGACACCUUUCGCAGGAUGCAGCCCCUGAAAGAUGCCCAGCUGGGGGCUUUCACAUUCUUUGCCUCGGCUCUUCCCCAUGAUGUCUGUGGGAGCAAUGGCCUUCCGCUCACCCCUAACUCCAUCAAAAUCCUGGGACGUUUUCAAAUCCUUAAGACCAUCACCCACCCCAGACUGUGCCAGUAUGUGGAUAUCUCCAGAGGAAAGCAUGAACGUCUCAUUGUUGUUGCUGAACACUACGAGAGCAGUUUGAAUGAUUUCCAAAAACAUGGACACAAAGUCAGCCCAGAGAGGGUUCGGCAGAUUGCCUACGAGGUCCUGGAAGGUCUGGCUUUCAUGAACAAACAUGGUUUGGUGCACAGAGCCCUCAGUGUCCACAAUGUGCUCCUGGACUGCAAGGGAAAAGUCAAGCUGGCAAAGUUUGGCCUCUAUCACAUGACUGAUCACGGCGCUGAUGUGGACUUUCCUAUUGGGUACUCAUCAUACCUUGCUCCAGAGGUGAUUGCUCAGGGCUCCUUUCACCCAAGUGAUCCUUCCCACGAUGAAGCACCGCGACCUUCGGGACCUAAAACAGAUGUCUGGUCGCUGGGAGUUCUGCUCUUUGAAUUGUGUGCUGGUCGAAGGCUGCUGCACAGCAUUGACAUAAGUGAAAGACUGAAGUUCACUCUAACUCUCGGCUGUAUGGAUGACAUCGUCACUGUCCUUGCUGAGGAGCACGGUUGCCUGGAAACCAUCAAGGAGCUGCCCGAGAAUGUUCUGGAGCUACUACGGAAAUGCUUGACCUUCCUUCCUUCCAAACGGCCCACCCCUGCCGAGCUGCUCAGGGACCCGGUGUUCGAUGGCGUGUCUUGCCUCUACACACCGUUCCAAAAGCCUGUGAGCCUCUUCUCAUCCUCGCUACGCUGUGCACAUCUGGAGCUCCCUGAGGACAUCGCCAGUCUUUGCAAAGAUGAUGAUGACGACUACCUAUCCCAGCGGGCCAUAAACGAGGUGUAUCACCUGUGGUGCCUGGCAGGGGGCGACCUAGAGAAGGAGCUGACUAAUAAGGAGAUCAUACAGUCCAAACCUCCCAUCUGCACACUGCCCAAUUUUGUCCUGGAGGAAGGGGAGUCAUUUGGCCAGUGGAGGGAUCGGAGUUUCUUGCUGGACGACACAACAGUGACACUUUCUUUGUGCCAGCUCAGGAAUAGACUAAAGGACGUGGCAGGAGAAGCUUACUUCCCUCUGCUGGAGGACGAACGAUCUAGUCUGACGCAUUCAAACAGCGCCAAUGAGCUGUCGGCUACGGUCACGCUGCCGCUCAUCAUCCGCGAGAGAGACACCGAGUACCAGCUCAUCCGCAUCAUCCUCUUUGACAGGCUACUCAAGGCUUAUCCUUACAAGAAGAACCUGGUGUGCAAAGAGGCCAGGGUGGACAUUCCGCCUCUUGUGCGUGGGCUGGCAUGGGCUGCACUGCUGGGCAUUGAGGGGGACAUUCAGGCCAAAUACGAAAGCGUAGACAAGGAUACACCCAUUCCAACUGACAGACAGAUCGAAGUGGACAUCCCGCGGUGCCACCAAUAUGAUGAGCUGCUGUCGUCUCCACAGGGUCACAUCAAGUUUAGGCGGGUCUUGAAAGCCUGGGUGGUCUCCCAUCCCGACCUUGUCUACUGGCAGGGUUUGGAUUCACUUUGCGCCCCGUUUCUUUAUCUGAAUUUUGACAAUGAGGCUUUGGCAUACUCUUGUAUGUCCGCCUUCAUCCCAAAAUACCUCUACAACUUUUUCCUGAAGGACAACUCGCACGUCAUCCAAGAGUACUUGACAGUCUUCUCCCAAAUGAUCGCCUUCCACGACCCCGAGCUCAGCAACCACCUCAACGAGAUCGGCUUCAUCCCAGAUUUGUACGCCAUUCCCUGGUUCCUGACCAUGUUCACACACGUGUUUCCACUGCACAAGAUCUUCCACCUGUGGGACACGCUGCUGCUGGGGAACUCCUCUUUCCCCUUCUGCAUCGGUGUGGCCAUAUUGAAGCAGCUCAGGGACCGCCUCCUGGCCAAUGGCUUCAACGAGUGCAUCCUGCUAUUCUCUGACCUGCCAGAAAUUGACAUUGAGCGCUGUGUUCGUGACUCCAUCAACCUCUUCUCCUAUACACCAAAAAGUGCCACGUACAGACAACACGCGCAGCCUCAGAAGGUGUCUGGUGAGAAUGGCUUCGGGAAAAAUGUGGCGUACUACUCGUCUGAUUACCAGGAUUUCCCCAAGACGGAUCUUUCUCGGGAGCCUCUGGCACUGUUCGACCUGAAAGCUGAAGUGUCCCCUCGCAUCUCAGCAGAGGACUUUAUCGACCUGUGCGAGAUAUCAUUCCCCGGAAGCAACAGGACCAAAGGCAGCAAGCCGAGAAUUAUUGCUGUUGACAUUCGCAGCGCGGAGGACUUCGGCAGGGGUCACAUGUCUGGCAGCAUCAACAUCCCCUUCAGCGCAACGUUCGGUGCCAAUGAUGAGGUGCUGCAGUGUCCUGCGAUGGGGAUCCUCCAGAACUACGGUGGACGGGUAGUCAUCGUCAUCAGUCAUGCCGCAAAGACGGCUGCUGUGUUUGCGGCACACCUCGUCAAGGUGAACGUCCCACUGGUUUGCAUCCUGGAUGGAGGGAUCAACAAGCUGAAGCUCACCGGACUCCUGACAGUCCCUUCCCCUCAGAUCUGACUUGAGUUGUUGAUUCAAUCGGCGGGAAAAAAAGACAUGUAAUUGGAUCCACUCCCACAAAUAAUGCAAUGCAUGUAGCUUGGCUUUGCUCAUUAAUAAGAAGAAAGAGUGGAACCUCUAAAGCCCAAUGCGGUUGACUUCAACCAAAACAACCAAAACACCUGUUUUUGAAAAAAACAACAACAGGUGUUUGAACACAGUCAUGGAAGAUUCGGCUUCAGCUCAGUGAGUAUCUGAACAAUUGUAAUGAAUUAAUACACUGUAAUUGCCACAUAGUAGCUGUUGGUUCCCCCCAAAAAACUUAACUGAAUGAAAAUGACUUGGAUUUAUUUUUCUCAUUUACAUAUUACUUACUUUUU